This is a messenger RNA of Linum trigynum, 1986 nucleotides long. The record is from the annotation of a GenBank genome assembly. Lineage: Eukaryota; Viridiplantae; Streptophyta; Magnoliopsida; Malpighiales; Linaceae.
AUGUCGUUAUACAUUGGUAAUCUGUCAUCCCGCAUUCACAAAGAUGAGCUUGAACGUGUGUUCCAAAAGUUUGGUCGGUGCGACGUACGGAUGAAAGAUGGGUAUGGAUUUGUGGUGUAUGAGUUUCCCCCAAAUGCCGAGAAAGCCCUGAAAGCACUGCAAAAGAAGUACAUCUGUGGGCAGCCAUUAACGCUCACAUGGUCAAACAAACAACCUAGACCAAUUAACAGACACGGAGGAAGGCCCGUUAGGCGUUAUGACUCACAGCAUGUUGGAUUUUCUGCACGAGGUACCGAGUAUGGUCGGGACAGGUUAGGUUCCCCUGGUCAACAUGAUUAUAGAAUGCUCGUUAAGCAUGAAGAUGAACGUGAAAGAAGGUUCGAUUCUGAUAUGCUUGAUGAAGGGACAGCUUUCCACCAUGACGACAUGAAGGAUUUUCAUGGUCAAGAGCAUCGCGGUUACAGGGAGGAUGAAAUGGUAGAAAAUGAUAGAUGGGAUCUCCGCAAUGUGCUGAAUGAACAUGAUGUCAAUGAUGGAGAGGGGUUCGAUAGGUAUGAACCCUACCAGGACAGAAUUGAUGAUGGUAACCCUCAAUUGGGCCAUUCCAGCGGGUCUCCUUCUCAACGAAGCUUCCUAGGGGAUAGAAGGAGAGAUCACUUUGGUGAAGGAAAUUUGAAGCGCAAGGAUGCUUGCUAUAGUUGUGGGAGCCUAGGUCACAAAAUGAGGAAUUGUCCUGAGAAAAAUUUUGUGAGGACAAACUGGUCCAAGUUUAACCAAACAGACGGUAACAAUGUGCAUUGGAAAGAGAGAAGUGAAGAUGAGACAGAAAUAUCUAGGUCAAGGGAAACACUGGGAUCAGGGAUGGAUAGGGGUAAGAAUGAUGUGAAAUCAUCUAGCUCAAGGAAGCACCACGAACUAGCAAAGUAUAACAGCUCUCCAAUAGAAAAGGAAGUGGGCACAAUAAAGGAUCGUGAAAUAAAGAAACGAAACAGGAAAGAAAGUGGAUCACCUAAGGCAUGUAGCACAAAGAGAGGAAGAAUAUUGCUUUCAUCUCCUGAUUCAGAUCACAUGGGAUCUAGAUCAGUUCCUAAGUCGUCAAAGCAUACUCGGAUGUCUUAUGCUCGCUCUAGAUCGAGAUCGAAAUCUUCUAGGACUCGUUCAUUAUCAUCAGACUCGAGGUCCGGUUCAACAUCACAUAGAUUCAGAAAUACUAAGUCGAGAUUGAGAUCUAUCUCGCCUGCAUCAUUGUCUUUGUCUGUGUCACUUGGACAACCUUUGCCAUCCUCAGAUAAGGUUCAGUUCAAUCCGAAAGGUGGCAUGGAUGCUGUUAAACCUGCAGAGUCCAGGGAGGUGGUGGUUGAGAAGGAACAGACGGUAGAAUCUAAUACAAAGGUGGAGAAUUCUGAACUUGAAAUGGACGCGACUGUUGCAAAUUCGGGAAGUCCUGUUCUAUCCUUGGAUAUGGAAGGUGAAGUUAAAAAAGGGAAGCUUAUGCUUAAGGACAGUGAAAUUUUGUCAGCAUCUCUCAAUGUUGUGAAAGACCCAAGCACUGCCCUAACAGACGGAAGUACAAGAGUUGCUAUGAGUUCUUCGCCUAAGAGGCUGAUGGAGAUUGCUUUUGAGAAUUCAAACCCAGUGAUGCCAGACCAUGUGCCAUGUUCUAUCACGAAACCAGAGUCUGAACUGUCUGUUAUUUCUGGCACCUGCAAUUUAACAGAUAUUUCCCCAGACGAGUUGUGUAAGGUUAUAAAGCAUUAUAAUCUUGAUUCGGCAGAUGAGGAUGCAAGGCAUUUAAGCCCAGAGGCUUACUUUGGUUCUUCUCGCUUGUGGCCUUGGGAAAUUAUCUAUUACAGGAGAUUGAAGAAAGGUCCUAUAUCUGUUGAAAACUAUGCUAGGCGGGUGGAGCAAAACCAUAAAUUUGGUAUUGUUGACAAGUACAUUAGAAGCAGUAGUGGAUGGGGAGAACUGAACCAAGGGAAUGAGUAA